Molecule: messenger RNA, 5026 nt
Organism: Quercus lobata
Lineage: Eukaryota; Viridiplantae; Streptophyta; Magnoliopsida; Fagales; Fagaceae
Exons: 8
Coding region: 270-1520 (416 amino acids)
Source: RefSeq, a predicted model, not a curated record
GGUAUCCUAGCUGUCAAAAUCUGUCAUUUGGGAAUUUGAUUGGGCUUAGGGAGUUGUAUAUUGGAACGUAUGAAGAGCCAUGUCAUCUUCCAGCUAGCAUCUAUAAUUUACAACAUAUAGAGAAACUCGUACUUGAUGGCAAAUUCAUAUUUCCAAGGGAUGUGGAGAUUGAUAGACAGCCACUGUGCAAUUCUCUGGGAGGCUUUUCCAAAUAUGUUUUUCCAAGCUUGAAAGACCUAACUCUUGUGUUCUUUUCUAAUCAAUCAGAAAUGGAUUUUAUUUUGAAUUAUUGUUGCCCCGUCACAUUGGAAACAUUAGACGUCUUCUUAUGCAAAGAUGUUACCCUCCCAGAAAGCAUAAGCAGAUGUGAGAGAUUACUUUCGCUUAGGAUUCCAGCUGGGGAAAUUCCUAGGCUUCCACGAAGUUUAAGAUGUUUAAAUGUAUCAAGAACUUGGCCUACUCCGCUGAGUUUUAAAUCGAUCUUUCAUUGGUUUGGAGAAUCGAUAGGGGUUCCACCAAAUCUACCACCAUGUUUAGGUGUGACAAGCCACAUGUUAAUGGGUACUCCCUCAUCUACUACAAUAUCCUGUGGAAGUGCUUUCCCAUUUGGCAAGAAAUGUGUCAACAAUAAGUUUGCAAGUUGUUUCAACCAUCAAAGGAAUGGAAAUUUAAUAUCAUUCUUAAUUGGUCCGGAAUUUCCAACAAUUGCUCUCUGUGUUGCUUUUAAGUCAAAUACUCCUUUGUAUUAUUAUUGUCAUGCCAUCAUUUCCAUCAAUGGUAGUAAACAAACGACCAAAAACAUACUGAUUGAAAAGGCUUUGCAUUAUGAGGAAGUGUGGUGUUUUUCUUGUAGCUCAUUGCAGGAACUAUUUGAGGGCUUCAAUCUUGGUGAUGAGAAUCUUGUUGAGAUCUUCUGUGAAACCACUCCUUGUCCGCUACGUACAAUGCAUAUUAGGAACUUAUAUUGUCCUAAUAUUGAAUGGAUAGGAGUCCAUGUACAAUGCAUUUGUCCUCCACCUCAAAUAUCCAGUAUCCUCCAUGACUACUAUUGUAUCCAACCCCGAGGCCGUCGAAUUUCAAAGAGAAAUGUGCACCAACGGCUUAGACCAUCUCUUCUCAAAGGUCCAAAUUUUAUUCUGCGUAGACUGUACAAUACCCAGUACCGUAGUACCCUGUGGCCAACCCCAAGUACUUCUCUUCAACCAUUACUAAAAGCAAGAAAAAUCAGCAACAAAAAAAGACUCUUAGUAGCAAGGUGCCGCAAAUGUUUGUGUAGAGCUCAAACCCGUUGUCGGUGUCCCAAGGAGGUUGGCUCCACAUAUUCAGCAGGACCAGUUUCAGUGCAUUCGAGCAAUUUGGAAAGUCGGAUUAUCUCAAGUGCUAUGAAUGGUGGCGGGUCAUCCUCAGUUUCUAAUUUAGGGCUUUUAAUGGAUGUGAAAAAUGGGUCUGACUUGGGUUUGGAAUUUGACUCAACCAUUAGUGAUCAGCAUCCGCAGUCAAAGAAAAGGAGAACCUCUUGAUCAAAUUUCGAAGAAACAUGGCAAGGUUGGCACACCCUGGAGGACCAUUGAUGAUGAACAAGGCAGCGGCAUUGUUGAAAUUUAUAGAAAAUGUUAAUGAUUGGCACACCCUGGAGGAUCAUUGUGAUUACAAAAAAGAGAAGAAGAAAAAAGUUUGUGUUUAAGAUGUUUGCCUUAGAACUCAUUGCUAGAUCCUUUCUUUGGUGGAUAUUGGUGAUAUCAUGUUGUUCAAGAAUUGAAUAUAAGUGUGUUUUUAUAUGAUGUCAUAAUUUUGCAUUUCUCAUUGGCAUUGAAAUGUUGAUAUUAGUAUUAUGCUUAUAUUGAUCCUGCUGUGGGUAGUGAUAAAUUUGGUUAUGCAAAAGAUUUAUUUAUUAAUUAUUAUUAUUCUAGAAAGCAUGCUUAAAACAAACAAGAUAGAGUCAUAAGCUACCAAACACCCCCCCACCACCCCCCACCCCAUCUCUUAUUAUGAGUCAUGUCAAACAUAGAUGGACUCUUUUCCCACAAGAGUUUAAUAUAUUUUGAAGAAAUUUGGCCUUUUAGCAUCUCCAAAAUCUAUAUACUAAUGGCCAGUAAACCAUGGUCUGCUUUGCACAAGGAUCAGUAAUAUGUUUAUAGUUUAUUGUGACCUAAGCCAAUUAUGACAUAACUAGUACCUAAUGAUAAAACAUUUUUUGCAAACUUCUCUUUAUUAUGGGAAAAAUUAACUUUUUUUAAUCCCCCGGUUCAAUAACACAAAAAAAAAAAAAAAAGGUAAAAGGAAAGUGUUAUAGAGAAAUGAGUACAGGGUAUUUGGCUUUGCAAAUUCAUGAUUGAUUGGACUGGUCUUGAUGUUCUUUUUUCCUUUCUGAUUGUUUCUGGAAGUAAUUGUAAUUUUUUUUUUUUAAUUUGUUGCUUUAUUAACCAGAUAAGAUCUAAAGGCAGUUUGACUGAUUUAAAUUAUAUUGGUUAUAUUUUAGCAUGUGUUGAUGUGUAUUUCAAGAAGUAUCAUCUGCUUUUAAUGAAUAAAAGCUAAUCACCAAGUAGGUAUUACAAUGAAUAGCCUUGUCCCAGCAAGUUAAGUGCACUCAAGUAAAGAGAACUUUGAAAUGUUUUGAUGAAUGAAUAGUUAUCUCCAUAAUAAGAUUAUUGGGACCCAAUAGAUUUAUCAUUCCCGAAAGUGAAUGUCUGAGAAUGAGCUUGACAUCAACAAUGGAUCAUUACCUCAUUGAUUUGUCAUGAAAACAGGUACUUGGAGGGAAUAAAGUAGGUCAUGGACUUGUUGUCGAAGUUUGGACUGAAAUGGUCAAGAUGCUCUCAGGCAUAGGUAUAAACAUUUGAGAAGGCAAUAUAAUGACAUAAAGGUUCUUCAAUAGAGUGGGUUAUCUUGGGAUGAAAUAGGAGAAAUGGUAACCACUGAGAUUAUGUCUAGGAUUCUUAUACCAAGGUGCAUCCUGAUGCUUGGUCUCAUAGAAAUUAAACUGUUCUGAGUUGUUACAAAUUGCUGUUAUAUAUGUUGAAAGGGGUUUCUAAGGGAGAUGUAGAAUUUUCAUGCAAUGCAGAUUUCAACAAUGAAGACCCCAAUUUGAUGAUUGCUUCUGUUGGAGGGUAUAACCAAGUGGUUCAAGAUAUUGGUUGCAUGUAAUGGAGCCAGUGAGAUUUUCUUUUCACAAGCCUAUAACAGGCUGUAGCAUUUGGUACUCAGUGCUUUUGAACAACUCAGGAUUUGCAACCUCAUCAUGAAAGACCAGAGAGGCCUGUUAAGGGUGUGCACAGCUCCUAAUAGUUGACAAUUGGUGAUCACUGCUAAAGGGUUUUGGCAAGCUUCUUCUGAGAUGGAGAGGCGGCCGGGGUGGCAUGCCAGCUUUUGUGGUCAAAUCACAGAUAUUGGAGGAUGCAAGUGUUAUUUGCUGAAGAAGAGAAGGCUACCUUGAAGAUUAGAAGUGAUAAUGGAAGACACUUCUGACUUGCUGAAGCAGGGGAUGAAAGUGUUAUUUGCUGUUCAUAACAGUGUGGAGUGUGGAUUGUCAUUAUGAUGGAGGAGGGGUGCUGAGGCAAGUUUCAUCAGGGGAAGGUGAGGGGGAGAGAGGUUUGGUUGAAAAAGACUGCUAGAUCAGAGAGGUUUCAGGAAAUUUGGAGGAAGUGAAACCUGGUUUUGGUCCUGUUGAGCUCUUGGAAUGGUAUGUUUGAGAUGUGACUUUUGUUUUUGUUUGAAUGUUUUUAGAGUUUAUGUAUAUAUCUGGUGCUCUAUGUGUUCUACUGCUUUAUUUCUAUGAGAAUGAGCUUAAUUUAGUAAUGAUGUGUCGUUUGGAAACUGGCUUUGGGGAAUUAGAUGGGAGUUACAUGAUUAUAUUACUUUACUUGGUAACCCAGCUAUUGAAGUGGAAAAAAGUUUGGAGAUGGAGUCUAUGUUAAAUGAGAUAUUGCUAAAUAUAUUCAAUCGUUACAAACUCGACAGUCUGAUUCCCUCUCUCUCUUUCACACACACUAACACACACACACACACACCCACACAUGCAUACAUGUACGUAUUUCUAUGUAUAUCUGCCUUUUUGUUUUGGUAUAUUGGUGAAUGUUAUUUUCUUAAAGGCAGUUCCAUAAUAAGGCUUUUAAAACCUCUGAAUUAUUGUAAAAUUAAGACUAUCAAAUGCAGGAUGUUGAGUAGUAGAGAAAUUAGGAACAUCAAGUUGACUAUGUAAAUGAUGCUAAUGCAGGGGAAAAAAAGAAGGUUCUUCUUUGACCAAAGAAAAUAUGAACAAGGGCAUAUGUGAUUCUUUGGAGCCAAAGCAUGAAAGAUAAUUCAAUUUUUAGGUUUCUCUGUAUACGAGGGUCAUGGAAACAGCACCAUGUUGUUCAAUAUAUUAUUUGAGGUAAAACAUCGUUAAAGUACCUGGUGUGCAAUAUAAAUCGAAGGCUUAUUCUUUAGAUGGGUUCAAGAAGAGGCAGUUCUAUAUGAAAAUAUUUUUCUUAAUUUUUGAGAUUUAGGGUCUGAAGAAAGAAUGCAGCUGUAAGGUGAUUUUGAGAGGUGUACCUUGAUAUUUUCUUGCUCCUAGAUAUGCCAAGCUUGACUAAGUAGAUAGAAUAAACGUUAAUAAGAGAAUUUUCACUUGAAAAUAUUAGUAGGCCCCAUGCACUGGAUCAUGUGGAACAUUGUUAAUUUGCUCUGAUGCUGAUUCAGCGGAACUAUUUCUGAAUUUUGGAUUUUUGUGUACUGAGUCUAUGAAAAUUGGAAUGACAUUAUGAAGAAGUGUGGAAGGCAUUGUGAAUGAUCAACAAAGCUAGAUGCCCAUUUGGAACUGCUGGUAGAAUACGUGAAUGCAUCAAAUAAACUUCUAGAAAUGGUUCUAAAGUGCUUGGUCAAUGUAUUGGCCUUGAAAUGUCAGUGGGGUCUCCUGAUUAGUAAAUUCGUUUACUUUGUCUGAGUCAUUAAAUUUUAUUACGUGCCUGCUUUUAAGUUUGUAUAUUCCUUGUGGUGAUGUAUAGACUUAUAUUAAUGAAAUGAAAGUUAACAAAACAAUAAUUUUUUU